This is a messenger RNA of Telopea speciosissima, 3068 nucleotides long. Its product is annotated as meiotic coiled-coil protein 2-like. Gene Ontology annotation, cellular component: cytoplasm. NCBI's taxonomy places the organism in Eukaryota, Viridiplantae, Streptophyta, Magnoliopsida, Proteales, Proteaceae. Gene Ontology annotation, biological process: post-transcriptional regulation of gene expression. Bases 486 to 2858 code for a protein of 790 amino acids. The transcript is spliced from 6 exons. The record is from RefSeq and is a predicted model, not a curated record. Gene Ontology annotation, molecular function: mRNA binding.
UCUCUCUCUCUCCUUUCUUCUCUCUGUGUUUGUUUUUCUGUACAAACUACAAAGCGUCUCUCUCUCUCUCUCUUUCUCGUUUUAAUGGCGUGAGCGGGUACAGUAUCAAGCCGUAUACAUACGCUACAAUGAUCGUAUAAAUGGAAACGAAUCUCAUCUCCUUCUUCAUCUUUGCAUGCUUCACCAACUCCUCUGAAAUCCUCACACAAAAUGGGAUAAAAUGAGGUGAGAAUGGAAUUGAAAUUCCAUCAUCACCACCACUACCUCGUUUCGACGAUCGUCAUCGCCUCUAGUACCCAGAAGAACUGGUAAUAUCUCUCGGUUAUAUGGUUUUCAGUCAUUCUGAAUCGAUAACUCUGUGGGUUUUGGGCUUUUGAGAUUGGUUUCUGGAUUCUCAGUUUCUUAUUCCUCCCAAUCUGUCUAUGUUUUCUUUGUUCUGAAUCCUGAUAAGUCUGAGAUAAAAGAGUUAUAAUAGUAUCGAAAACAUGAAGGAAGACGAAGAGUUUGAAAUGUUGUUGUCGCAAGAGAUCCCUCAUGCAACAUCUCUCAAUCUUCUUUACUCCCAUCAUCAAAACAGUCAUCACGUACAUGUUCAUGGUGGCCAUGGUCACGGUUCUCUUCCUGCGCAGAGAAUUCAUGGAUUGUGUAGGGAUGACCUAUCGUGUAAUCGUAACUAUAUGUGUGUGCCCCCUCCUACUGGAAUCUCUCUGCAUUCUGAAGGCUCAUCGUCGGGCUCGCUCUCCGGUGGGCUCUCAUCCUCUGACGACGGAUCGCCGACUCCGCCUGAAACUAAAUCACAGGCGCCAUCUAGAGAUGCUUAUUACCCGAAUGGAUUGUGGUCGGAUUCGAAAUUGACUGGCUCUACUGCAGUGAGGAACUCCGGCGAUAGCUUCGUCGAUGAACUCGGUUUGACCGGAUAUCUACGGAGAAUGCAUAUAAAGUGUUCAGAGACGGAUUCAUCAACAGAAACGUUCAAGGUAGAGACCCCCAAUAGGCUUCAGUUUAAUGAACAUUCAUCCAUUAGGACUAUCCAUGGCCGUUUUGGAGAGAAUGGUUGCCAUGAAGAUUAUAGAAACGAUUUUUUUAAUCACGGAGGGCUUCAAUGCUCUUCUCGUGCAGGUCCCACUAGUUUCGACGAUGAGACGAGAUCUGCAUUGCUCAGAUUGCAGAGAAAUGGUAAAAUGGGUAAUUUAUCAGGGUCGAAUUCCUCUCCUGGUCUACGUGAGGAUCUGUUUCCUAGGCCUUUUCACUGUUCAGACCCAUUGGAUUAUCCGAGGCGGCAAAGGGAACAACAUGCCAGCAAUGAAACCUUAUGUAAUUUAUGGUUCCAAGCUGAUUCAGGUUUUGGUAUGAACUGUUACGAUAGAGGAGCACAGUUACUGAACGUAGCCCCUUCUGUGACUAAGGCUUUCUCUACUGAUUCUUUCCUCUCCUCACAAAGAAAUGGAAUGCAUUCUAGCAAAGACAGGGUUCUGUUGAAUUCACCAAGUCCUCCUCAGUUGACAGACCCAAAGCUCCCUUUAGAUGCAGAAGGCUUAAAUAGGUAUAGCCUCCCAAUGUUCAGUGAAACGACAGCAGCAUUCCCAAAAAGUUGGGUCACUCAAUAUCUUCCCUCAGUCAGAAGUAGUCCAAAUAUUGAAACUUUUAAUUGUGAAGAUAGCUUAAUCAUACCAGGAAAAGGGUUGAAUUAUGUGAUCAACAAGGGCACCGAUUGGUCACGGGGACACAAAAGUGUUUCCUGCAAUGAGAUUUGUACAGGACUGCCCCAAGAAAAGGGUUGCGGCUCAGAUAGUCAAUCCCAUUUUGAAGGGAGUUCUGCUUUCAAGUGCAAGAAUGGUCGUGAUCUAAGGAUUCAUUGUCCUUUUAUUCUGCCGCAAAAACUCAAUUCCUUGAUGGAAGUCCAAGGUUGUAUUUACUUCAUGGCAAAGGAUCAGCAUGGCUGUCGAUUCUUACAAAAGAAAUUUGAUGAGGGGACUGCUGAAGAUGUUGAAAUGGUAUUUAAUGAGAUUAUUGAGGAUGUUGUUGAACUUAUGAUGAACCCGUUUGGGAAUUACCUUAUGCAAAAGUUGUUGGAUGUGGGCACUGAAGAACAGAGAAUGCAAAUUCUGCUCAUGGUAACAGAAGAACCUGGCCAACUUGUCAAAAUCUCUUUAAAUACUCAUGGCACACGGGUGGUUCAGAAGUUGAUUGAGACUCUCAAAACGAAGCAGCAGAUUUCGAUGGUUAUUUCAGCCCUUGAACCUGGUUUCCUUGAUCUCAUCAAUGAUUUGAAUGGAAACCACGUGGUCCAGCGUUGUUUGCAAUGCCUUAGCAAUGAAGAUAAUAAGUUCAUUUUCAAAGCUGCUGCAAAAUAUUGUGUCGAUAUUGCUACCCAUCGGCAUGGGUGUUGCGUUUUGCAACGAUGCAUUGCUCAUUCAACGGGAGAACAUAGAGAAAAAUUGGUUGCAGAAAUUUGCACUAAUGGACUUCUUCUCGCUCAAGAUGCUUUUGGAAAUUAUGUUGUUCAAUUUGUCUUAGAGCUAAAGAUCUCAACUGCCACUGCCUACUUAAUUUCUCAAUUUGAAGGGAACUAUGUGCACCUCUCAACACAAAAGUUUAGCAGCAAUGUGGUUGAAAAAUGUCUUAAAGUUUUUGGAGAGGAGAACCGAUCAAGGAUCGUCCAUGAAUUUCUGUCUCAUUCUCACUUUGAACAGUUGUUGCAAGACCCUUUUGCAAAUUAUGUGAUUCAAUCUGCUCUUAGAGUUACCAAGGGUUCUCUCCAUGCUUCAUUGGUUGAAGCCAUCCAUUCCCAUGCAGCAAUUUUACGCACCAGCCCAUAUUGCAAGCGUAUUUUCUCACGUACACUUUUGAAGAAUUGAUGUAAAUUCUCCCCAUGGACUACAUGACUCAAGUUGCAUGGAUACGACUUCCAUGGUUUUUUGUAGAUUGUAAAAGAUAAGAAAUUUUGCUUCCAGUUCAUAAAUGUGGACAAGGGAAAUGUAUUAUUUUGUUGUCAUGCAAACUUUUUGAAUAUUAUCAUCUUCUAUCUAUGGAAUAGUUGUUGUAUGACAUUGUACAUUGUGUUGUCU